Cinara cedri is the source of this 3576-nucleotide messenger RNA. NCBI's taxonomy places the organism in Eukaryota, Metazoa, Arthropoda, Insecta, Hemiptera, Aphididae. The record is from the annotation of a GenBank genome assembly.
UUACCAGCUUAUAAACACGGACUAAGAUGUCUUAGUAUAUCUUAGUUUGUGGUCGGUGCUUAUAAUUAUCGAUAUCAGCUGAAGAGUUAUCAAUGAGAACUAUUGAUAGUAGGUACAUUGAUAACACUGAUAAAGUGAUAAUGACAAACGUGGUGGACGGUGUUUCUUGUUAUAGUUGCUUGUAAUUCAUGAUUAUUUUUAAUUUUCCGAAUUUUUUUCGAUCUCAAGACGGAUAUAGUGAUGUUUGAUGACAAAAUGAAAACUGUAUCGGAAAGUGUAGAUGCGUCGUCAAAUAAUACCGACGAUGUUUCACUUGACCAAUUAGUUCUUAACAAACCAGAAAAACGACCACUUAAUGAAGAAUCUGAAGGAAAUUUAGAUAAUAAUAUCGAAGAACGAAAAAAAAGUAAGAUCAAUGACGACGAUGACAUCGAAAAUAAUGGCCAACUUACAACGUCAAAGAGACAGAUUAAAAAAUUACAAAAACAUCAAAAAUGGUUGGAGCAAAAAGAAAAACGAAAGUAAAAUGUUAAUUAAAUAUGUUAUUUUAUAAUUUCCUAUUUAUUCAAUAGAGUAAUGCAGACAAUUGUGUAUUUUACACUAGAGAAUUUAAUAAAGAAAAAAAACAAGAAAAAAAGAAAUGGAAAGCACAAAUGAGAGAAGCUGGUAUAGAAAUACAAAAAAUAAAGACAACAAAAAUGGCAGAAAGUACAUGUAAACAGCGUAUUGUGUUGGAUAUGUCGUACGAUGAUAUGAUGUCAGAUAAAGUAAAAAUGAUUUUAUAUAUAUUUAAUAAUAAUAAACAAUAAUUAUAGUUUUUAAUACAUUUUUUUUUUUGUGAUCAGGAUUUAUGUAAAUGUUCUAGUCAAAUAUUAAGAUGUUAUUCUGUAAAUCGUAGAAUGGAAAAUCCUAUGCAAUUAUACAUUUGUAGUUAUGAAGGAAAAAUAAAAGAGACUAUGGCUAAACACAAUGGAUCUGAAUUUUGGGAUGUAUGUAUAAUGGUUAUUGAUUAACAAUAAAUAUUUAUAUUCAAGUAUCUAAUUUAAAACAAAUAAAAGCUUAAAAAAAUUAUUGAUUAUAAAAGACAAAUGGUAAAAUAUUGAUUUGGUAUUGAAAUAACAGUUGAUUAAUAUUGGGUAUGCCCACAUUCCACACAUAUUUUUUUUUGAAUUAUACUUGUGUUAAGUUUAAACAAUUAUAUGUAAUAGAAACCUUUUAGGAAAAAAAAAAAGAGGGCAGAGUAGGUAGUUUUCCACCACAUAGCUUUUUAACGUUUUUUUUUUUUCAACUAUUUUGUUAUAAUAAAUUAGGUAUUUUGAUUAAAAAAAAUCUAUUAUAUAUAAAAUGUAUGCUGAGAAUUAUUUACCUUUAAAAUUGUUAUUAUAAUCACUAGAGUCCGGAAAUUGAGGAUAUAAAAAUCUUUAAAAAUUGCACUAAAAAAAAAAGUGUUGAAAUGACUCAAUAACAUUAAAAAAUCAUACACGUAUAAACUAAGAACCCUACAUUUUAUAUAAAAAAAAAAAAAAUGAUGUAAUAUAAUAGAUGUAUAUUAUUGUGGGUUAAAAUAUCUUAUAUUUCUGUCUGUCCAACAUUUUUUUCAAUUUUAUUAUUAAAAAUUAACAUAUUAUGCACAACUAUUAUAGCUCAAACUUUAAGCAAGAGAAUGUAAAUCUACAACAAUAUAUCUACAGCAAGUAGAAAAAUGAAUAAAAUGCAUUAAAAUUUUUUUAAAGAAAAUUUCAACCUUUUAACUGAGAAUUACACAAAAAAUGUAAAAUUCAAUUUGUAACAUUGAAUUCUGUGUGAUAAAAAGACAAAUUUCUAUGAAGACAAGCCUUGAAUAAAAAAAUUAGAAAAAAAUAUGCUAAUGCUUGCUUAUAAUUCUAUAUAGGUAACAACUACAAUAUGCUAAAAUAAAUCAAUGAUAUAUAAUGUAUAUCAUAUAAAAUAUGAGAAUGUCUUCUGGACAAAUUUAAAACAAAUAUUUUUCUCUAUAGAACAAUAAAUAAUCUACAAGAAGUACACUAGGUGAAAAUGUUUUUAUAAUUUAAACCUGAUUUUCAUUUAUCAAUUGAAAUAAUAUAUUGUAAUAUCUACUUUUUAUUUAUUGAUUUAUAGAUAAAGUAUAUGGAAGACUCGUAUGACAAAGUAUUCAAAAAAGAAGAAAUUGUAUAUUUGACCAGUGAGAGUUCAAAUGUUUUGGAGAAUAUAGACGAAAAUAAAGUGUAUAUAAUUGGAGGUUUAGUCGAUCACAAUGCAUUCAAAGUAAAAUAAAUGAAACUAUUAAUUUGUUGUCAAAAUAUUUAAACUGUUUAUUUUCACUAGGGAGCAAGUUUAGAAGCAGCUGAAAAUUUAGGUUUAGCUCAUGCUCGAUUACCUAUUGACGAGAAUAUCAUGAUGAAAACUAGGAAAAUCUUAACUAUAAUUCAUGGUAAUUUCAUAUAAAUAAAUACCUACUAUAUUUAAACAAUAUCAAAUACCAAUUUAAUAUAUUUCAUCUGUCAUGUUCAUAAUUGUUACUUAUGUAAGUUACUUCUUUGUUAAUUAUUACUAAAAUGUUGAUAGGAAAAACACUAAAAACUUAUUUAAAAAAUUUAUAGUAUAAUUUGUAUAGAGAAAACUGUAUAUAAUUUUAAUAUUUCUCCAAUUUUUCUUAUAUAUUAUCAAAAAAUUAAAGUCCAUUGUGUACAACAUGCACUUAUUUCGCAUUAAAAACCAGUAGCAACAAUGUCUUAGAAAUUUAGUCAAGCAAAAUAGAUAUCAAGAGGCAUCAAUAACUAAAUACAGCAUAGUUUAUGUUUAUGCCCAAAAUUAUGUUUUUAUUUCUAUGAUGAAGUAUUAAUUUGGUUUGGCAACCCAACUUUGGCUCAAAAUGAAAUAAUCCUGUGCUUAAUCUUCAGACGGUUGCGCGCACAGUAUUCACACCGCCUUUAAGAUAAAAUUACUAAAGUCAUUAAAAAUUCAGUGCAUCUUUUCGGCACUUCUUGGUAUUUUCUAAUAACUAAUUUAGAUAGCAUGGUCGAUAUAGCUUGAAUUCAUUCUAACAAGCAUUUAUUUAUUAACUUAAUUUGGAUAAAAACAUGAAUGGUGUAAUUAUCGUUGCAUUCCUGCCUUAAGAUUAAUUACUUAAAAAUCAAAGAUGCUUCAAAUUUUCACUUGAUAGAUAACUCAUUACAAGGAAUGGUGGAGAUUAAUUAUAAUUAGUAAUUGAUAACCAUAUUUUACCAUUUUAACAGAUUUUGGAAGAUAUUAAAUUUAAUUAUUUAAUAUUGAAAUAGUUGUAUUUAUUUCUCUAAAAUAAUAGUGUACAUUAGGUUUGAGGUUUGAGAUUAAAUAGUAUUAUAUUAAUUCCAUUAUUAUUAAUAAUUAUCUAAUAUAAAGUUUAUGAUUAUCAGUUUAUGAAAUUAUAUCGAAAGUCGUUUCUGGUGUGUCAUGGAAAGAAUCAUUUAUGGAUACUUUACCAAAAAGAAAAAUGUUCUCAACUUGGGACAAUGUAGACAAUUUGGACCAUGAAAAUUGUUCUUUAAGUGAUAAGCAAGAUGAAGAAAAUAAAAAUUCUACUUAACCAAAUACUUG